GUAACUUGAAUGUUACUUGAUCUUCAGCGCAUUACACAAAACAAGAAGCCAAAGAACAAGAACCAAACGACUUACCCUGGCAGGGGUAGGCAAACCUUAAACAGAAUACUGAUUUGGUAAAACUUUUUGACAUUUAAGGGUUAGUAGUUUUUUUUGUUCUCAAGCUUUGCUUACCCCUGCUGGGGUGGGUGACUGGCGCAGGCAUCUGUGUCUGCAGCCGCUUACCAUGCAGAUGGUAAGGAAGCCAACAACAGACAGCCGCCAACAACUUGUUCCUGAAAUACUUGAGAGAGGAGACAUGUUUUCAACCAUUACCAAGGAGCUACAGUUCCCCUUACCCCAAAUCUUUUUCAAAACCUUCAUAACGCCACAUGAAAUCAUUCAAGCGCCAAAGGUCUUGCUGCGCUUCUCAUUUGAGUUCAGCAAAGAUUAUGAUGUUCACCAUUUGAGUCUUUGCCUCAGUGUUGGCGCCAACGGUGGAGAAACACAGAUAAUGGAAGAAGACAGUCAGCAGAAAGAUGCCCCGAAAGAUGCCCCUAAAAUAGUUUGCUCUAAUUUUACAUUUAAAUUAAAUAACUUUUCAAGAACUGAUUUCAUAUUAUUAAAUAAUAUAAAUACAAAAAAAAACCUACCCAUUACAGAUAUGCAAUGGGAGCAUUUCCACAAACAUUACCGUAAUCAACACGCUGGAAAGACAAAUCAACAUGCAUUAGCUGUUAUUUUUUUGGAAGGUGAUGAAACGAAGUUUUAUAAGUCUAAGCCACAAUUUCGAUCGAAGGGGAAUUCUGAAGCUAAAUUCCAUGUCCACACAGAGCAGCUAUUAAUUCAAGAAAUUGAUGAAUUUCUACAACCGAAUAAACAGAAUGAAAGACCCAAAGUGGAAUGUAUUAUGAUUUACACGUAUAAUAGUCCAUGUCUAAAGAGAGAAACUCAGAAUAUUGACCCUUGUAUGUAUCUGUUGUCAGUAAAAGCCCGUGAAUGGUUCAGUAAAUACGGAAUUUUUACUUAUGUCUUAUUUACACAAUUUUGGGGACCAAUUGGACGAAAUUUUUUAAAAGAUGAUGGAUACAAAGAUCUUCUUUACUUAAUUGCGGAAACACAUGAUAUCACCUUCCGACUGGACAGCAAGGAUAUAGGUGAAACACUGAAUAAAAUUGAUUUACAGCAGUUACUGUCCACUGUUGAAGGCAAAGAUAGAAACAAACUACUAGAGGAGUUUAAAAAGGCUAAGUACGAUAUACAACAAAUUAAUGAGCCUUUUACUAUUAAAGAACAUCUGGACAGAGGGGAAAAGGUUAUUGCUUCAUCCACAUUUCCACCAAAAGCACAAGUUAAAACGAGCAAAGAUUUAUCCAAUGCUUGGCAUGAAGGCGUUAAAAACACUGCAGUGGAACAUCUUAGAGCGGCAAUAACAGCAGACUGCAACACUGUAAUAGUGAAAUGUUUUCUAUUAAAUCUUGAGUCUAUUUUAGGGAACAGAAGCCCGAUAAAGUUUUAUCAGAUAGAUCUCUAAAGGUAUUGGUUUAAAAUCUCAAAACUUCUCUUCUGUAUUUCGAAACUUUGUUGUUUGCUCUGUUCUGAGCUGUUGGCAAUAAAAGUAUAUUCAUCCUC
This is a messenger RNA of Seriola aureovittata, 1611 nucleotides long. RefSeq lists its product as uncharacterized. NCBI's taxonomy places the organism in Eukaryota, Metazoa, Chordata, Actinopteri, Carangiformes, Carangidae. The transcript is spliced from 5 exons. The record is from RefSeq and is a predicted model, not a curated record. Bases 227 to 1513 code for a protein of 428 amino acids.